Magallana angulata is the source of this 1841-nucleotide messenger RNA. RefSeq lists its product as uncharacterized. Bases 130 to 987 code for a protein of 285 amino acids. Lineage: Eukaryota; Metazoa; Mollusca; Bivalvia; Ostreida; Ostreidae. The record is from RefSeq and is a predicted model, not a curated record. The transcript has 6 exons.
GGUAUAAAAACGUGUCAAAGACAGAUGUGAGGCAGUCAUGGAUAAAAAAUCCAAAGUCAGCACCACCUCGCCAAACCAAAACAAUGGAGGAACUGUUCCCUGCACCAGAUCGAUUUGUAAACUACAGCAAUGCAUUGGAUACUGGUCCCAGAGCCACCUGUGCCUAGGCUUUCUUUACCUAUUGUUGAAGACCUCAUUUCAAGCCAGGAAUUCAUCUCCUCAGAAAACCCCAUUGAUUGGAUGAAGCAAAAAUUAAUAAUAAAUGAGCAGCAAAUUCAGCAGAUUGCCAGUCUUACCAUCGGACAAAAAGAUAACUGCUUGUGGUCAUCAGUUCGCAAGAAUAGAUUGACAGCCUCCAACUUUGGUUGUGUUUUGGCAGCAAUCAAGAGAAAUAGAUAUCCAAUAUCCUUGUACAAAAGACUAUGUUCAGCGUAUGAUCUUUCUAAGAAGGAUGCCAUCAUUUGGGGGAUGUGCAAUGAAAAGAUAGCCAUUGAGAAAUACAAAACUUUUGGGGAUGCUGUUGUAGAGCCAACGGGUAUCUGGCUUCACAAAAAUGGGGUUCUUGGAUCAAGUCCAGAUGGAAUCGUACGUCAACCUGCGCUGUUUGGAUAUUGUUAUCAAGAUCCAGCUCUUGCUGACAUGCUUCAGUUAUAUAACUUUCGACCAGAAAUAUUGGAGGUGAAAUGCCCCUUUUCGGCAAAGGAGAUGACUAUUCCUGAAGCUAUCGAAAAAUUGAAUGAUUUCUGCUUAGAGUUUCAAGAAUUCCAUGGAGUGAAAUCAUACAAGUUAAGAGAAAACCACCAAUAUCAUGAUCAGGUCCAAGGACAGCUGCACAUUACUGGAAAGUCUGUGUGUGACUUUAUGGUUUGGACACCAAAGGACUGUGCAAUUGUCAGAAUCACAAAACAACUCAGUUGGGAGGAUAAUAUUUCUGUUUUGACAGAUUUUUACUUUGAUAAAUUUGUUCCCCAUCUGCAACAGCUAUAAAAAUAUUAAAUAUGAUAGCAACAUAUUCAUACUCUUGAUUUCUAACAUUUCAAUCUUGACCUACAAAGUUUUGAGCAAUUUCCUGCAAAAGAGGAUCCUGAAAAUUGACAAGUACACAGCAUAACUGAAACACUUUGGUACUGAUGUAUCUAAACUGAUGAGGGAUAUGUCUAAGAAUUUCAUAAUUUUUUAUGCGCUCAUUUGCACGCUCAACAUGUAUACGUGAUUUAGCAAUUUUUCUACAAAGCUGAACUUCACUGGGGGUGUACUGCGAUUUAGCUGUAAGGAAGGGAGGAAUAUUAAGGUGUACUCCUUGGGGCAACAACUUGUGAAUAGUAAACCCUUUAUCUGCUAAUAUCAUGUCACCGGGCGCUAAUUGCUCUAAAAUUUUGCUGUGCUCUACAAUUGCAACAUCAGAUGUGCUCCCAGGGUACAAUUUACUAACAAACACCAAGGCACCAUUCGGUGCAACACCUGUAACACUUUUUACAGUGUGUGAAUUUUUGUAGCCACUGUAUGUGCUGGCCUGCAAUCUCAUGUCAUUCCCAGGAACAUCUUGGUUGAUUUCAGUGGCGUCGAGUACUAUUCUGCAUGAGCUAAAAUCGCCAAAACUGGUAGGCAUAGAUCCCUUGCAUUUUUGUAGAGAUGGAAUGCGACUCUCUAUGAGUCCUUCAUAUAAAACCUCAUGCAUAGCACAAAUUUGAGAAGUUACAAUGUUAUUAACUGAUGAUGCACUCGUGUUGAAUCUCUCUGCAAGGUCCAAAAGAGGGGUGUUCAUAGUUAUUUUCAUUAAUGUCAUCAACAGUUGGUCUGUCAAAGAAAUGAAAGAUGGUCUCCAUCCAUCAAUGUACUUA